Molecule: messenger RNA, 275 nt
Organism: Gastrolobium bilobum
Lineage: Eukaryota; Viridiplantae; Streptophyta; Magnoliopsida; Fabales; Fabaceae
Product: glycine-rich RNA-binding protein 10-like
Exons: 1
Coding region: 1-249 (82 amino acids)
Source: RefSeq, a predicted model, not a curated record
AUGGGGGGCAAAGGUGGUAGUGGUGGUGGUGGCAAAGGUGGUAGUGGUGGUGGUGGCAAAGGUGGAAGUGGUGGUGCAAAAGGUGGAGGUGGUGGAAACUCCAAAGGCUCAGGUGGCAGUGGCAGUGGUUCUGGGGGAUCCAUGAAAGCACCUGGUGGUGAUGGAUCAUACAUCUCACGUGGUGCAUUUGAGAGCAAUCCUCAGGGCUACUUUAGUGGUCUGCAUGCUUCGGAAAAGGGCAAUAAGUAGUGCUAUUAAUUUGUUCUAAUAUUGUG